Molecule: messenger RNA, 535 nt
Organism: Onychostruthus taczanowskii (white-rumped snowfinch)
Lineage: Eukaryota; Metazoa; Chordata; Aves; Passeriformes; Passeridae
Gene: ROMO1
Product: reactive oxygen species modulator 1
Exons: 3
Coding region: 213-452 (79 amino acids)
Biological process (GO): protein insertion into mitochondrial inner membrane; protein import into mitochondrial matrix
Cellular component (GO): TIM23 mitochondrial import inner membrane translocase complex
Source: RefSeq, a predicted model, not a curated record
GGAACAGGGGGGGCCGGGGUGCUCGUAAGGUGAAGCGCGCGCUGAGGACCCCGGUUCGCCUCGGGGAGCUCUUGCGCCUCAGAACGGCGAUGGCCGCGGUUCCCGAGGAGUCCGCGGCCUGAGUCUCUGCGCUAAGUCCUCGGCCUGGCCUCGGUCUCCGUAAGGGCGGGUUCGCUGCCCGCUCCUCUGCCUCCGAAGCCAGCGGCAGCCGGAUGCCUGUGACCGUGGGCCCAUAUGGGCAGUCGCAGCCCAGCUGCUUUGACAGAAUAAAGAUGGGUUUCAUGAUGGGCUUUGCAGUGGGCAUGGCUGCAGGAGCGCUGUUCGGCACAUUUUCCUGCCUCAGGAUUGGCAUGAGAGGACGAGAGCUGAUGGGUGGAGUUGGCAAAACGAUGAUGCAAAGCGGUGGGACGUUUGGGACAUUCAUGGCCAUUGGUAUGGGAAUACGCUGCUAAUCUGGAGUUUGAGAUUUAUCCCAGAGUGCCCCCGCCCAGCCAUUCCUCUGCUGUACAAUAAUAAAAUCUUUAGAUACCUGGAA